Messenger RNA from Aspergillus mulundensis, 1236 nucleotides. RefSeq lists its product as uncharacterized. The record is from RefSeq and is a predicted model, not a curated record. The transcript has a single exon. Lineage: Eukaryota; Fungi; Ascomycota; Eurotiomycetes; Eurotiales; Aspergillaceae. Bases 1 to 1236 code for a protein of 411 amino acids.
AUGUACUCACUGCAGUAUUAUAUAGACUCUUGGAUCGAAGUUUCCUCUCAGCCAUCCUCCUCGUCGCUGUCUUCAGUAGCAACUGCCGAUGACAUAAUCACUACCGGCCUCCGCGUCCAGCCUGACGGGUAUCACCGCCGAAACCGCCGACGACGUCUGCAACGCCUAGCAGCCGUUACCGCAGCGCAGGUCGAGUAUUCGUCCCAUGAGCCCAGCAGCAGUCAGGAUGAAUAUGAAGAAAGUGAAAGUGAAUCCGACCGCGUUCUGUCGAGUUCAAAUGAAGAUAUUGCUCGUCCACCUCGCAUCGGACCCUCCUUGCCUCGUGCUGAACAUGCGGUUCCUUCAAGUGACGAAGAUGAUAGUUCAACAGCGCUCGGUAUGCGUAUAAGCUCGUCUCCAUUCGUGCCUCAACCCAACGUCUUCUCGCAUCCCCCAGUCUCUGGAGAACCAUCCUGGACUGGACCUACCGAUACCCGCCGGUCACGGCCUAUCAGCGACGUAUCGGCCUCAAGCGGACGGACAGCCAUACGAAGAAACUCUCAAGCCAGCGUUCGCUCGUCCCAGCGGGCUUCAAGCCAACAGCACGGUCCUUACAACAUUAUUUCGCCGUCCUAUCACGCAGAUCAUGAUGCCGCGCUCCGUGCGAGCCUUUCGACUUUGCUUUCUUGUGCAGCUGCAGCACGAGGACUUCCAAAGUCUGAGUCGCAACCUGCGCCAAUCGGGACUUCGAGAACACAGCCAGCAUCAUUCCGGUUGGUGUCAGAAGCUGUGGCUAUGGACGAAGAAGCCAACGAAGAAGACGCAUCAUCAGACAUGGAAAUGCCCACUUCGCCGCGUUCACAACGGCCUAAGCAGUUGCCCCAAUACUCGCCGCGGGAGUCUUCUUCUACUCGGGCAAAGCGGCGGACAAGCACUUCGAAGGACCGCGGGUCCGGUCAGUCUGCCACCAAAAAGAGCCGACGCUCAGGAGCUACAGAGUCGUCGUCCGCAGUGAUGACGUGGGUUAUAAGUGCAGGCGUUGUUGUGCUAUUCUCCGCGAUCAGUUUCUCUGCUGGAUAUGUGCUUGGUCGGGAAGUUGGGAGAUUGGAGGCAAGCACUGGUAUGGGAUCCGUUCUGGGAGAUGCCGGCGUGCCGGGCAGCAGAGUAUCAGCAACUUGUGGCCAGGAGGCGGUCCGAGGCGGGUUGAAGCGUUUUCGAUGGAGUCCUGGGUCAACUGUGUCCGGAGUAGUUGCUUGA